AUGGACUCAGUGGCGGAUCCUGACAGCGACCGACCCCUGAACAGCCUCGGUGUCACCCCCCUGCGCAAACCUCGAACCUCCCUGGAGACCUUCAAAAAGGUGGGGGUCCCCAUCAUCGCCGCCGUGCUGAGUCUGGCCACCAUCAUUGUCGUCGCUGUCCUCAUUAAAGUGAUCCUGGACAAGUACUAUUUCCUCUGCGGGCAGCCCCUCCACUUCAUCCCCCGGAGACAGGUGUGCGAUGGGGAGGAGAACUGUGCCUCGGGGGAGGACGAGCAGCACUGUGUCAAGAACUACCCCGAUGGGCCCCCGGUAGGAGUCCGCCUCUCCAAGGACCGAUCCACCCUCCAGGUGUUAGACCCCAGCACGGGGGCCUGGGCCUACGUCUGUUAUGACAACUUCACGGAAACUCUGGCCAAGACAGCCUGUGGACAGAUGGGCUAUAACAGCGAACCCACCUUUCGAGCAGUGGUGAUGGAGCCAGCCCAGGAUCUGGAAGUCGCUGAAGUCACAGAAAACGGCCAGGAACUUCGUGUGCAGAACUCGAGUGGACCAUGUCUCUCAGGCUCCCUGGUCUCCCUGAAUUGUCUUGCCUGUGGGGAGAGUCUGAAGGCCCCUCGGGUGGUGGGCGGGCAGAAGGCCUCUGUGGAUUCUUGGCCUUGGCAGGUCAGCGUCCAGCACAACAAACAGCACAUCUGUGGAGGGAGCAUCCUGGACCACCGCUGGAUCCUCACAGCAGCCCACUGCUUCAGGAAACACCUGGAUGUGUCCAAUUGGAAGGUGAGGGUCGGCUCAGACAAAUUGGGCAGCUUCCCAUCCCUGCCUGUGGCCAAAAUCUUCAUCAUUGAGUUCAACACCAUGUACCCCAAAGAAAAGGACAUUGCUCUCGUGAAGCUGCAGUCCUCGCUCACGCUCUCAGGUACAGUCAGGCCCAUCUGCCUGCCCUUCUCUGAUGAAGAGCUCACGCCAGCCACCCCGCUCUGGGUUAUCGGAUGGGGCUUUACAGAACAGAAUGGAGGGAAGAUGUCUGACGCGCUGCUGCAGGCAUCCGUUCAGGUCAUUGACAGCACUCGGUGCAACGCAGAGGAUGCCUACCAGGGGGAAGUCACAGAGAAGAUGCUGUGUGCAGGCAUCCUGGAAGGCGGCGUGGACACCUGCCAGGGUGACAGCGGAGGGCCCCUGAUGUACCAGUCUGACCAGUGGCAAGUGGUGGGCAUUGUGAGCUGGGGUCACGGCUGUGGGGGGCCCAGCACUCCAGGAGUCUACACAAAAGUCACAGCCUACCUCAACUGGAUCUACACUGUCCGGAAGGCUGAGCUGUGAUGCUGCUGCUCCUCUUUGGGGCCGGGGGCGCUUCCUCCUUGCCCAGCCUGGCCCGCCUGGGGAUCCCAC
Messenger RNA from Echinops telfairi (small Madagascar hedgehog), 1389 nucleotides. RefSeq names its product transmembrane serine protease 4 (gene TMPRSS4). NCBI's taxonomy places the organism in Eukaryota, Metazoa, Chordata, Mammalia, Afrosoricida, Tenrecidae. Bases 1 to 1320 code for a protein of 439 amino acids. Gene Ontology annotation, molecular function: serine-type endopeptidase activity; protein binding. The transcript is spliced from 13 exons. Gene Ontology annotation, biological process: proteolysis. The record is from RefSeq and is a predicted model, not a curated record. Gene Ontology annotation, cellular component: membrane.